AGCUUUAUUGCUUUAAUUUAAAGACCGAAAAUUUACUGUUCUGACCACUAAUAAUUCUUCUUAGUUUUAUACUACUAAUAUUUUUGGGGUAGGACUUUGGAUACGGUUUGUGAAAUAUUAUUCUAUAACUUUGUUAAUGAAGGUAUAAAUAAAAGAUUAGUUAAAAAAAAGAAGUUAAAUUAAACGCAAUGAUUACUUACUGUAAAGUGGAAACAGUUUGCUUUAUAACUCGGUUUAGAUUCUUCAUCACCGACCGGUUUACUCAGUAAGUUGACAAGUGAGAUUAGUCAAUAUUUGAUGAAUGAUUGAGCUGGGGUGUUCUGUGAAAUUAACAGAACAUGGAGAAUAAUUGGACUGCCAGGCUGCCACCAAGUGGAAAUGUUCAUGUAAAAGCAAGAAGACAGAAACUUUAUUUAAUUCUUUGGUCUUUUUUUGUUUGUUUGUCAACUAUAUUUCAUGAAAAUUGAAUCAAUGCGCAAAGUUAACCAUGUAUUUUCAAAUCUGAUUGUAUAUUUUCCUGAAAACCAUGUUCGUUACAGAAAUUAACCGGAUAAACACGAACAAUACGUAGUAUUUAACUAAAUAAUAGUAAACGUAUGUGAUAAUCCUAAAUAUGCUUCGGACCAUAAUAUUCUGUUCAACAAAAGAGUUUGCCUCCAAUUAUCUCAUCUCUUGAUAUAGCCCUAGACAAAGCACGUGAAACAAGCACGUUACGAAAAAAAGAAAUCGGAUAAAUAAUACACCUCGAUUUACUACUUUAUUAGGCUGUCAAAGAUUAGUAUAUUGGACUGUCUCUCCCACUAUCCGGUUUAUAUUCUUUACAUUUUACAUAAAAAACUAUUUUUUUGUAUGGAUUUGAAUGUUUUAGAUCUAAGAUAGGCAGAUAAUGAUAUAAACAAAUGCAACUCUACCUUCUUACUCUAUGUAUAUGCCAUAACAGACCAUUAAGAUCAUAAAACAACAUUAUACUAUUGUAAUAAGUUAUGUAGAGAGAGUUUUUUUUUUAACAAAUAUGUAUGGUCUCGUCACCAUAGUGAGUAUAUAAGUCUAUAAUAUUUUAUACUUUACUUGUGUGAGAAUUAAUUUAUUUGAAUGACCAUAUACGUACGAAAUUCCUUCAUAUUUUUUAUAAUCCGUGUAUGAAUUUACCUAUUUGCUACAAAUGGUUUCUCCUAUGUUUCAUCUUGUAUAUGAUGCAUGUCGUCGGUCCUAAUAGAGAAGUCAAAGCUUAGGAACACAAAAUCAUAAUAUGUAUGUUGGGAUAUCAAACACAACGACAGUUUGGCCGAGUGGUCUAAGGCGCCAGAUUUAGGCUCUGGUCCGAAAGGGCGUGGGUUCAAAUCCCACAGCUGUCAAUUUAUUUAUUGAUCUUUUGCAAUGUGAACCCUCUAUCUUGUCGAGAAGGUUUCUAUUUUCUUGCACCAAUAAAAUCGCUUAAUUUUGAACAGAAUAGUGAAUGUUUGUUCACGGAAAAAGCGAACACAUAUGAAGCCAUGACUAUCUUUUGAAUCUUGACCAUCCCCUUAUGUUCAAGAUCCUUUCCUUGUCUACCAAGCAACCAUUUCUUCCUCAAUCUCUGAUCAAAUAUUUUCACGUACAGAUCAAAAAGAUGAAGAGUCAGAGCAGAAACUUAGCCACCCUGAGUUUGAUGAUAAUUACCGUUUUGUCAUGGACGAGGAUUGUGGCUGGACAAGAAGCACUAUUAGGAAAAAAAGUAUUGCCGUUGUGCCACAGAGAAUGUAUGCCAAUAUGCAUGAAAGUGACCGAGGCAACGCAAGAGAUUUGUGAUGGUGCAUGUCAAGCGGGUUGUGUUCAGCUUCAAGGUAGAGGCACUGGACUUUCAGCCACCGAUCAAGGAGUCGAUAUGGUCAUUGCAUAGAAAAAUAUUUAGCAUCUUUAUAACUGGAAAUUUAAUUUUGAUAUGUUUAUGAAAUUAAAAUUCAUUUAUUAGUUUAUAUAUACAGAAAGUAAAUAUUUGUUUUAAUAGUUUUAUUUUGUCAUUUUAGUUAGAACUGUGAUUUCAAAUAUAAUAUUCUUAUAUCAAAUUGCUUAUUUCAGAUAUAUAUAGUUGUAAAAUAAUAUUUUAAACCAUAAUUAAAAUUUGUUCUAAAUAAAAUAAACUCAAAAUAAUUUGUUGAUUACAUUCAGAUUGAUUCUAUAUUCGAGAUUAAAAAUGUUUAUAUAAAAUUAUAUUAUAUAAUUUAGUAUAUGUUGUUUUAAAAUAAAAUUAAAGAAACAAAAAUAUAAAUGGCCACGGUUCAUAAUUGUCUAACCAAUUAAACAGAUACUUUUUUUUUGAAAAUUUAUCGAUCAGUACAAAGUUAUAAACUUAAUUAAGCUAUAACAACAACAUUAUGGUUAUAGUUAGGGCUAGGGAAAUGAAUCAAAAGCUGUGCCCUCCGUCUUGGGCCUGUCCACUCAAAACUUAACUCGAGACUUUUCGGGUGAGGCAAAAAUUUUCCUUUUUUUUUUCUUUUAACAGGAUCUUUCCUUUCUAUAUUUUUUUUUCUACCUGACUACAUCAGUUCUACAUGGUUUCGAAACCAAAGUUUAGUGCUCUAAAUAAAUCUCACCUUAAACUUUUUUUUGGUAAACAACUCACCUUUGGACACUCAAAGCAUAUGUUAGUGAAUGGGUAUCGUUAGGAUAGCGUAAGAUCCAUCUAUGUGUUUCUAGAUGAUACUAGUUGACUCUAUUGUAUUGUGAUUUAAUGUUUCUAAAGGUUAACAAUCAUGUAUUUUCCACUUGGUUAACGGAAAUUGUAAUUGAGCCAAAAAAAAAAUAUAUGUUAGUGAAUACGCGAAUUGAUGAGCAAAUAAAAAGGAUACAGAAAUUUUUAGGGAAAUUAGUUCAAAUGACACCAAAAAAUAAUAAUUCACUAAAUAACCAAAACUCCACCCUCUCUUUUCUUUUCUCUUUCUAUCUCUCUAACUUUUUAAUACAAAUCUAAGUUCCCCAUUUUUAUGGUUAUUCCACAGAUAAGCCCAAAUUUUUACUCACAACCAUACGCGAAUUGAGUGUAACUCGAGUACGUCACGUCAGAAGCUUUUCCUAAAUUCACUAUUCACUUACACUCAAGCUUCUAUUUAUCAUUUUUUUUUUCUUUUGGACAAAAUUUGGAUAAAUCUUUGACGACAUGGCUUUCUUUUAUAUUCUAUGUGAUAUAUAAAUAUAUGAAUUUACUUUUUUUUUGCAACUAAUAUAUGGAUUUACUUUAUGCUUUCAGCCUUUCACAAACUACCUUUUGCUGCCAUUCUUUGAGAUAAAAAUUAUUUUAGUUUAUAUUAAGAAAAACAGAUAAUGUUUCUUUUUAGUUUCGAUUUACAUGGUAGGGAAUACGUGUAUAUAUAAUAUAUAUGUCAUGUCAGCAUCUUGCGACACUGUUUAAACGUGGGAAGAAAAGUCUAAACUCUUAUCUUUAAGGCACGGUGCCUCAGGCCCUUGUGCAUUUACAACCUCUUAUUAAUAUUGUUUUCUAAUCCGACAGGAGAAAGUGCUUGUCGUUGUCAUUUACUACGUUUUUAACAUUAAAACGCACAAUGAUUGAAAAGAACAUAAAUUAUUUGUUCAAGCAUUUGUUAUUUGCAUAUAUCCCGUUAAAAGUUUAAUUUUGCUAAUGUUUGAGUUAUGUUUCUUUAAAAACAAGAGGAGAGUUUCAUUCUCUACGUGUUAAGAGUCUUAACCUAACAACCUAUAAUGGAAUUCUUAAAUUUUUUGUUUUUCCAGAUUAAAAAAAAAUUAAAAAAUAGACCAAUGCGGACCGCCACCCUAGGACCCACCCACUAUUAUAUUUUUUUGUUAAGCACUUCCCAUAAACACUUAGAUUAAUGGUGCUCUUAACCCCUACACACGGAGUUUCAAACUCUGUUGUGGACCAUGAAAUCUUCUAUUCAGUUGAACAAUAUAGCGAUGACAUUCAAGACGGACUGUUUCCAACUUGUCCAUCUCUUCAGAGAAGACGAAGAAGACAAUUGGCCAUCCUUGUUGAUUGAAUUUGAUGAAUUUCAUCUUAUUCGUUCUAUGUUUAUUUUUUUGCUCUAUAUCUUUUAUUCCUCGUUUCCUAAACUUCUACGCCGAUAGCCUUGCAAAAGGAGUUCAUUCUCGAGGUUUCUCAUUUUUUCAUGUAGACUCUCAGCUUUCAAUCAGGAUGGCUCCUGAGGCCAACCUCUUAGUAGUUACUUAAUAAAAUAU
This is a messenger RNA of Brassica napus (rape), 4191 nucleotides long. RefSeq lists its product as uncharacterized. The transcript has a single exon. Bases 1526 to 1879 code for a protein of 117 amino acids. The record is from RefSeq and is a predicted model, not a curated record. Lineage: Eukaryota; Viridiplantae; Streptophyta; Magnoliopsida; Brassicales; Brassicaceae.